Messenger RNA from Argiope bruennichi, 3607 nucleotides. RefSeq names its product solute carrier family 35 member G1-like. The coding region runs from base 180 to 1196 and encodes 338 amino acids. The record is from RefSeq and is a predicted model, not a curated record. Lineage: Eukaryota; Metazoa; Arthropoda; Arachnida; Araneae; Araneidae. The transcript is spliced from 2 exons. Gene Ontology annotation, cellular component: membrane.
AAUCCAGCGUAAACUUUGCCUGUAAUUUCUCAAAAAAAUUCAACGGUUUACAUGAGGGUGAAAAUAGCAGAGAUUAUUUUUGUUUUCACCAAAACACACUAGUUCUAGGUCACCGCAUUAAAACAACAUGAAGAGUAUGAAUUAAAUGAUUAUUUCUGAAGUUGUGAGAAUACCUCGGCAUGCUUUUCAAAAGGAAGAUAUUCCAUCUUCAAAUCUUUGCUCUGGAGCAAAGCAAGAACGAUGAAAUCAGGAAUAGCAAGUAUUCCCCACUGAAGGGACUCCUGUUCGCAACUAUAGCCUCUAUUUCCUAUUCAGCAUAUGCCGUUAUAGUAAAAUCAAUUGCGAACAUCCAUCCAGCACAAUUAGCACUGUACCAGUUCAUCGGUUUAUUUAUUAUGUGCAUGCCUGAGACUGUAAAAUGCGGACAGAACCCAUUUGGACCAAAAGAUAUGCGCAUUUUUCUUAUUCUCAGAGGAAUCUUAGGAGGAAUUAGCAUUUUUCUAAGCUGCAUGGCCUAUCGCUACCUACCACUUGGAGAAUCUGCCAUCAUAACUUCUAGUACACCCAUCUUUGUGACAGUCGGAGCUUGGUUGUUUCUUCAUGAACCAUGUGGUAUCUUCCAGUCUAUUGUUGUAAUUUUCACUGUCAUAGGUGUAAUUUUUACGACUAUGCUACCAAACCAAUUCAUAGGAAAAGAUGUUAUUUACAAUAAAGAAAACAUUUAUGGUCUCCUGGCAGCUUUUGGAGUACUUCUAUGCAGAACGUUUCAAAUUCUUUUCGUCAGAAAAGCAAAGAAAGUGCACCAUUCAGUGAUGAUGUUCAAUUUUGGCUGGGUGACUAUUAUCGAGGGUUUGAUUUUGCUGCCGCUAUUAACAGAUUUCAAAUGGCACGAAUGUGGUACACAGUGGAUUUACAUUCUAUUGAUUGGAAUAUGCAGUUUUUGCGGCCAAACAUUCCAAAAUUUAUCUCUGAAGUGUGAAUUUGCGGGCUCAGUUUCUACCAUGAUGGCUGCAGUAAAUAUUACUCUUUCAUUUUUGUUGGAUCUAUUCUUCUUUCAAGGUAUUCCUGACUCUUUCAGUAUAAUCGGUGCUGUGAUAGUGGGACUAUGCAUUAUUUUUUCAGGCCUGAGAAAGUGGGCUUCUACUCUACCUGAGAACUCAUUGCAACACAAGAGGUUUAAAUGGAUUUUAAUUUAAAAGAUUCAAUGAAUAAAUAAUUUCUUUUUGAAGUACAAGAAAGCGACUGAUAUUUGCAUAAAUCGUAAGCAAUACAAUAUAAAUUUAAUUCAAGCACCUGCAAUAUACUAUUCAUUGAAAUAGUUCCGAAAAAAGAGCUGUAAAAGACAAGUGAUUGUAAAUGAUAACAUAUUAAAAAGAAAAAAAUCACGAAAUAUCAUGUAAUGCACAUGAAUCUAUCGUCAUGUUGUUUGUGUGCCAAAUGAUGUCGGGGUUCAUAUUUGCUAGUUUACGAAUAUAUAUCAUAUAAAUGAGGUUUCUCAAGUAAUUCAACAUCAGAAAUUAUAAAAUUCCAAAUCUAAUAACAGGAAUGAAAGUGGGAAUGUGCGACUAAUACAAGAUUUUUGCGAAGUAUUUUGAAAAAUUAAAUGCUGACCGGGUUGGAAAAUAAGUAAAAGAGUUAUUAGAGUUUGUUAAUGAGCUAUAUUUUCUUGCUGCAGCAAAGGACUAACGAAGAACUGUAAUAUAUUACGAUAAAGUUGUACGUUAACUGAAUAUCCUUGUUUGCUGUGGAUUCUUUCUUCAAAAAUAUAGAAACCCAUCAAAAUUUUUGUUACGAAUCCAAUUCAAAAUUUAGUUUUAGAGUAAGCAAGGUUAGAUCUUAUGUAGUCUUAAAAAAGUGAUGGGAACUGUUUUCUUUCUUCAUUGAGCUGCUAUGUCUGUUUUUAUGUCUUUGAAAAUUCUUGUGGGGGAAAAUAUGUCUUAUCAUUUACGAUAUUUUCCAGAAAUAAUUAUCGUGUACCUGAAAUCUUUAUAAUAUUCUAAAAGUUUAUGCCUCAUUAAUAAAUGUACCAAAAAUUGAAAAGUAAUUGGUAACUCUGAAUCUUGCGAAAAAUACGGUACAACACAUUUUACACUUGGAUAGGUUAAAUCCCCUUGUCUUGUUGCAACUAGAGUGCAAAUGAUUGCUAACCCAUUCUAAUUGGUCAGCAGUAAGCGUGAACUAGGUUGGAUGUUUAUUUAUCAACAGUAAAAACAACAUUGCAAUUCAAUCCGCCUUGUUGUUGUUACUGAUUCAUAUCUAAUUUUUGAUGCAAAUACAUUGACAUACUAAAAGUUUAUGUAAAUAUUUGUACUAUUAAAGCAUCCUUUCUAUCUAUAUAAAAUCCAUACUUAAAAUUCUAAAUUUAACUCUAGCAAAUCGAUAAACUUCUUACUUUUUUGAAUUAUUUGCAUUGAAACAAAAUGGAGAAAAGUGAGAAGCAUCCAGAAACUUGAAUCCAUUUUUCAGACAACGUAGUUAUCAGAUGAUUUGUUCAUAGACAUUUGAAAUAAUAACACUUUAAUUCCAUUUCAAGAGUUAUUAAAGAAAAAUACUAUUCUUUUUAUAAGAGUAUACAUUAUUUAUGACCAAUUUGUUUGGGUUAAGACCUUUGGCUAUUAAAAAAAUACAACUCUUGAAAAAUCUUUAGAAUUACGUCUGUAUUUCACUGGCUUUUUAUAACUAAUUUACCUUUCCAACUGUUUUUUGCUUUGUUGAUUGCUAUUUGCAUUCCAUUCGCCACUAUGCUAACUGUAUUUAUACGCUACAACUUGUUUUAAAUUUUAUUAUUUUCGUAAAAGUAGAAUUCCAGUUCUAUUUUCUGUUUCCUUUCCAUUUAAUUCUAAUGAAUGAAAGUAUACGAAACUUAGAUAAUCUACUUUAUUUCAAAUAUUCAGUGGUUCAAAUAUUCAUUGUUUGUUCAGUGGUUCAAAUAUUCAUUGUUUGUUCAGUGGUUCAAAUAUUCAUUGUUUGUUCAGUGGUUCAAAUAUUUAUUGUUCGUUCAGUGGUUCAAAUAUACAUUGAGGACAAAUUGUUUUAUGUAAUUAUUUUUAUGAACUGCAACUCGUUUCGAAAUUGUGCAUUAUUUUUAUGUUAAUGGACGCUCCCGAAAAUAUAUCACACCCUCAGGAUUUUUUUUUGUCUUUCUAUUUGAAUCCUAAUGAAUCAUAAUCAUUUCAAAUUUAAUUAAUCUGUUUCAUCUAAAAUAUUUAAUGUUUCAAGUAUUUUUGAGGAUAAAAUGUUACCAUGUGUUGCAAUUUGUUUCAAAAUUGUGUAAGUUCCUUAAUGUUAACCCCUUAACCAUUAUGUCCGAGUGUAAUUUAUGCAUUGUUUUAUUUUAUUUUAAGUGCGAUUUAAAAUUAUUAUUCAUAUACGUUAUAAUUCCGUUUAAAUUGAUGCCUAAUCCAUAAAAUCUCUUCUACAAAUUCGUAUCUGAAUAAAUACCACAAAUUUCCAUAGCAAAAGGUGUCAUCUCAUUAAAUAAUAAAAGAAACAACGCACAGUUAAGGAAUUAAUGAAUCCGUCCGCAACUAUAUUUCCAACUCAGGGAUCAUAUAUUACUUUCCGUUUCAAUCCUAAUAGAACACAAUUAGCUUGCUUCAUCUCAAUU